GAUAUACGCUGCCAGAUACAAUCGCAAAAUCACUGGCAUGGCAGCUGCUUUUGAGAAAAAACUCCUGACCCACACCUGGCCGGGCAAUAUCCGGGAGAUCCAGCAUGCCAUAGAAAGAGCCGUAAUUCUGACAUCCGGAAAUAUAAUACGUGAAGACGCAUUUGAAGGGCAAAACCGCACAUCAUCAAGUAGCUCAGUGACACUGAAUAGCUAUCAAAUUGAAGAGAUGGAGAAACAAUUGGUCAUCAAAAUGAUGAAGAAAUACAAUGGAAACAAUGCUAAAGGGGAAUCCUUCGAAGAUUUGAAUGCCAGCCUUAAUGCCGUCAUCAAAAGUUUCAAUCAGGUGCGUGCAGAGCGUGAAGCUACUUUGCAUUUUAUUCAAGCCAUCAUACAGCAGAUCAAUGUCGGGAUACUUUCGUACAACACGGAUGGAAAAAUCGAACUCAUCAAUCAGGCAGCCAAUAAGAUCAUGGGCAUCUAUAAGCUUUCCCACGUUUCCGCCAUAAAUAUACAACAACCUGAUAUCUACCAACUUAUGACCACAUUGCCGUCAGGUGAAUCCAAACUACUGAAAGUCAGUAAUCAGGAGAUCUCCUUAAGUGUCAAAGAAAUCAUACUGAGAGACCGCAAGAUCAGAUUGAUAGCACUACAUAAUAUCCGCUCAGAACUUCAAAACCGAGAACUCGAAGCAUGGCAAAAUCUCACAAAAGUACUUCGUCACGAAAUCAUGAAUACGGUGACUCCCAUAGUCUCACUAUCUCAGACGAUGAGAGAUAUCAUCGAUACAGACCUGAAAGAUGUGUCAGGCCAUCAGCAGGUAGAAGGUGUCAAAGAUCUCAAAAAUGCCAUCAAUACAGUCAUUAACCGUAGCAAGGGCAUCAUGAAUUUCGUCAAUGCCUAUAGAGAAUUCACCAACAUCCCUUUGCCCAAUGUUUCAGAGCUGCACAUAUCA
Darwinula stevensoni is the source of this 952-nucleotide messenger RNA. NCBI's taxonomy places the organism in Eukaryota, Metazoa, Arthropoda, Ostracoda, Podocopida, Darwinulidae. The record is from the annotation of a GenBank genome assembly.